AUGCCAUUCAACAUCCUCUCCGUGGCUUUCCAUGCCUCCUUUACCGCCGUUUCAACCGGCGUAACGCAUUAUCUCGGCAAGAAGCCUGUCAAAACAGAGCCUGCUGCACAUUUCUCAUACCAUAGCGGACUUGAGGUUGUUCGGCGGUUCCUCGAGCAUGCAUCGCGCCAUACGGUUGAAGAACUUCAAGCCUUUACCGGCCAGAAAGUGCCAGCGUCGUAUUGGGUGGCAACUGGGAGUGUCAUUAUCCCUGCAGAGCACAUAGAGUCUGCAGCUCACAUUCUCGUUGCACAGCUAGGGCCAGAAGGCGUAUCCCUAGUUGGUGGGAGCAAGUGGUGGCAGUGGAGGGACACCGAGGCUGCCCUUGUUGCAGAGUGGCUUGAGACUAGAAGAGAUUAUAACGACCGACGGGCGCGGAAUGCCAAAUCGAACCGUAUUAUUCUCUAUAUCCAUGGCGGCGCAUAUUUCUUUGGUACUCGAUUUCGAUUAGCUCCACAAUUUCCAUUUCCAUGUGGGCUACAUGACUGCCUUGCAGCUUAUUUGUAUCUAAUAACCAUCCAAAAACCAGAGGAGAUUAUAAUAGCUGGCGACUCCUCAGGUGGUGGGAUGGUGAUGUCGAUGCUAGUCACACUCCGGGAUCAAAAAUUUCCAUUGCCCGCUGGAGCUGUUCUGAUAUCCCCUUGGGUUGACUUAACGCACUCUUUCCCAAGCGUUGCUGGUACUGGAGUGCAUGAUUACAUUCCCAUUUGCGGAUUUAGGCACCGACCGUCAACUGCAUGGCCUCCCCCAAGCGCAGACGAAUAUGGAAUAGAGUCAACGACAGGUGAGAAGAUUCUUAAUAAGAUCAAUUCACCCCCCAUGGUGGACAAGCCAUCAAUCACCGACACCAAAGCUAUCGAAGACUUUUAUACCAGUCAGGCCUGUGCUACAGCUCAGUCGGCUCAUGUUGAGGAUUACACAACUUCUGAACUUCAAGAGUCAAAUGGCCAUCGUCGAAACACCCAGAUGCUGGGCGAGCUUCUCCGAGUUGAAAUCGACGGUGCAACUAUCGAAAUUAAAGAUCAAAUUCACCUAUAUACGACUAACAAGCUUAUAUCACACCCCCUGGUAUCUCCUGUUCUCCAACCGUCUCUGGGAGGCCUUCCGCCGCUACUUGUUAUCUCUGGUGGAGGGGAACUCCUUCGAGAUGAGCAGAUAUAUCUUGCACAUAAGGCAGCGAAUCCAGAAGCAUACCCCCCCAAUGACGAUAUCCUUGCCAAGUAUGACCCGGACUGUAAAACACUGUCCCAAUACAAACCUACUUAUGUACAACUUCAAGUCUGGAAUAACAUUUGCCACGUUGCACCGACCCUGAGUUUCACGCGGCCAGCAAAAUAUAUGUAUAGAUCAGUUGCCCAAUUUUCCGCCUGGGCCCUAUCAAGAGCACAGGAGUCGAGUAUUGAUAUACCAGACUCAUCCCCUACCUCAUCUGGUGACUUAUUAUCAAACGCUGAGGAAAAGAAAGCUUCAAAUAAACAAACCGCUGAACCAGAGCUAGCUCAACAUGCAACCAUUGGGAAAGCUGGUGACCCAAUACCGCCAUUUCAAAACCAUAUGAUCCGCCAAUUGGUUGAUUCGGAGGGCCAUUUGCUCCCACUUCCUGACGAACAUGACCUUCCCGCUCUCCAAGUCCCGCGGAACCACAUUGGGGUACCAAAACCCAUACCGGUUCGCCGCUGGCUUGCCGCCAAAGAAGAAUGGGACUCCAAAUUCGUCAAAGAAAAGCGUAGAUUACAAAAAGAGCGACUGAAGCGGAUUCCUAUCGGAAUUGAUGAUAUAGCACCUGGAGACCGUCCUCCACCUAGCUCACGGGCUGCACGACGAGGAGUUACUGUCAGUGAAGUGCGGCAACCAACGAAGAGAAGCAUCAUGCUGUCGUUCUGGAACAGAUUAGGUGCAAUUCACGAUGCCAAAGUGAUGGAAAAGGAAAAGAAAAAUAACGUUGAAAAUAAGUUUCCAACUCUGUGGCGAGGGGGUGUUCAAGGUGAACAGCGAGCUGCGGCCAAUGUCUCACUGCCAAAUGGACAAAGCAAAACUCAGGUUGUUACGGAUAUUGGUCAAUCCAACGAGUCACAGCGGGAUUUUACUACGAAGCCUAGUAGGGCGAUUCCAGAAGCAUCUGUACCACAAAUCUGGAGAUCCCCUAGCAGUGAAGAGCUUGGGAGAACACGCUCUCCACGUCUAAAUAGCGAAUCCCAGGGGGUUGUUAGUGACAAAGGCCGGGGUCCAAAAGAUGAAUCGCCUGUUGACUCACUACUUGAUGAAGCAAGUAUACGGACAAUUCGACACUCGAAGGGAAUAAUCAGUCCUCCACCGGUUUCAGCUGCCCCUCUAUCCGACUACCAAUCUGUGCUACAGCCUGGGCCAUACAGCGUCGACAAGACAAUCGUUGGUGGACCAACACAGAAGAAUGAAGGUACCUCUGGAGAGUCAGAUGCAGUCACUCAGGAUUUACCUGGUGAGGUUGUAAAUCGCAUGGAUGGGAAUAAACUACCGAUGUUUGAUUUUGAAGCAACAGGCAGCAAUCCGCAGCGGGAGCUGGGGCCAUUCCCUUCCUCACUGAAUGGAAGUGGUGGUGGUGGUGCUCGGGAUAACCAGAGCGGGUAUUCCAGCAACUACAGCUAA
Molecule: messenger RNA, 2664 nt
Organism: Trichophyton benhamiae CBS 112371
Lineage: Eukaryota; Fungi; Ascomycota; Eurotiomycetes; Onygenales; Arthrodermataceae
Product: lipase/esterase family protein
Exons: 4
Coding region: 1-2664 (887 amino acids)
Molecular function (GO): hydrolase activity
Source: RefSeq, a predicted model, not a curated record